Molecule: messenger RNA, 498 nt
Organism: Strongylocentrotus purpuratus (purple sea urchin)
Lineage: Eukaryota; Metazoa; Echinodermata; Echinoidea; Camarodonta; Strongylocentrotidae
Exons: 1
Coding region: 1-498 (165 amino acids)
Biological process (GO): regulation of DNA-templated transcription
Source: RefSeq, a predicted model, not a curated record
AUGACGGCAAGUGGCACUUCAAAAAAUACCUAUGCCUAUCACUAUCAGGUGCAGGUGCAACUGAAUGUGUGGAACAUUGAAAAAAGUGUGUUUGUCCUGUGGAAUGAAAAGGACAUUGUAGUCGACUACAUUUGGAGAGACAUCCAAUGUUUUAACAAACAAGUUCAGAGUGUAAAGCAUUUCUAUGUAACUGGUGUUCUUCCCGAGCUGGUAGGAAGAUGGCUAUGCCGGAAGCCAGUUGAAUCAUCAGAAGGAGGAGGAGUGAGGAUUCCGGAAGCAGUGCCAACAGUAGAGAGGAGCGACGGUGAAGGGGGCAGGGUAUGGUGCUAUUGCGAGAAGCCAUCAUAUGGAGAUAUGAUCGGGUGUGAUGGGAAAAACUGCAAGAUCCAAUGGUUUCACAUGGACUGCCUGAUGAUUCGCGUCCCACCAAAGGGCAAUUGGUACUGUCCCCAUUAUAGAAAGAAGCCAAAGAAUGGAGGGAAGUUCAAGUCGAAGUAA